GUGAACAUCCUGUCUCCACUCAGAGCCUGAAAACACUCAGAAUGACGUUGAAACGUUUCUGUGGAGGUUUAACUUCGUCCGACUCUCUGGGAGAUUUAACGGUUUUCUGCUGGUUGCAGGUUUUUAAUCAUGGAAGAAGAACUGAAUUAUGCAAAUGUGACUUUUAAGACUAAUGGUGUCUCCACACAGAUGGACUCAGAAAAAUCGAGCCUCAAAGAAAUAAUUUAUGAUGAGGUGAAGACAGAGAAGACGCAGGACACACAUCUGAUCAUAACAGAAAAUGAAAAGAGAGCUCAGUUUCACCCUCUGCUGUUUUUGGGGAUGAUCUGCUUCACCCUGCUCCUGGCCAUCAUCAUCCUCAGUGUCUACUUCACAUACGAGCAGAGGAGACAGUCGGACGUUUUAGCGGAGCAGAAUCUGAAGCUGGAGGAGGUGAGUGCAGAUUUACAGAGACGAACAGCAGAGAGAAACCGACUCAACUGGACUCUAGACGUCAUCCUGGAUUACGACACGUUUCCUGCGGCUGAUCGCUGCCCACAGAAACAGUGUAAGCCUUGCCCGAACGACUGGGCGAUGUUUCAGUCAAACUGUUACCUGUUUACAAAAGGUGAGUACAGCUACAACUGGAAAACCUGGGAGCAAAGCCAAGAGUUUUGUGUGAAAGAAAAUGCGAAGCUGGCGGUGAUCGACAGCCAGGAGGAGCAGGAAUUCAUAAACAACAAAACAUUAAAAUACAACGACAAUAAGCACGGCUACUGGAUCGGGUUGAAGAAAGACACGGAGGACACGUGGACGUGGGCAGGCGGCAGGAACCUCUCUGUGACCUUCUGGUCGACAGAAAAAGCUGUGAAUCGGCUCUCCUGUGGUUUAAUUAACCCGCAUCUCAACCAUUCCUCCAACUGGGCCAAAAGCAGCUGCGACAUGAAGAACCGCUGGAUCUGUGAGACCAGAGUCCUGAUCCGACCCGAUUAGGAUCCACAAACUGAACCCAUAUUUAUAACUAUUUAAAACUUAAACUGUUAAAAUCUUUCCGUGUUUCCGGUUUGUGUUCAGUGUCGUUAUUAUUGUUGUUAUUUAAAAGGAUCUGAUGAAACGCCUCAGACAGGAUCUCUGGAUUUACUUCUGUUAACCAUAAAUCCCAUUUCUGUGUAUAAAUAUUAAACCAGGCACAUGAUUUAUACCUAGAAGAUGAAGCUCCCUUGUUUCCUGCAGACACUGAUGAUGUAUUUUACAUUAGCUCUGCAUGUUGUCCCAUCCUAACAGGAUAUCUGAUGCUAAACUUUGGCUGAGUUUCUGGAUUUCAUCUUCAUUCUGACGAAGAUCUUCUGAUAAAAUAUGUUAAGUUUUUGUCUAGCUGUUCAUUUUGUUCAUGUUCAUAAAAUAAACAAUUACAUUUUCUAAAAAGCUUCUGAAUUUACCUCAUAAUUGUUUCAUGCAGGGAAGUUCAAAUUGUGGCUCAGGGGCCAUUUGCGGCCCUCUGGAUGAUUUUGU
Messenger RNA from Xiphophorus maculatus (southern platyfish), 1491 nucleotides. RefSeq names its product CD209 antigen-like protein E. NCBI's taxonomy places the organism in Eukaryota, Metazoa, Chordata, Actinopteri, Cyprinodontiformes, Poeciliidae. The transcript is spliced from 7 exons. The record is from RefSeq and is a predicted model, not a curated record. Bases 130 to 972 code for a protein of 280 amino acids.